Molecule: messenger RNA, 970 nt
Organism: Sycon ciliatum
Lineage: Eukaryota; Metazoa; Porifera; Calcarea; Leucosolenida; Sycettidae
Exons: 6
Coding region: 158-544 (128 amino acids)
Source: RefSeq, a predicted model, not a curated record
CAAGAGUCCCACCCUCCGUGGCCGUGAGAGCAGGCAAAGUGCAGUUGCUGGGAAACAGGGCAAAAAGGGCCAAGAUGGAGGCAAGACGGCGGUAGCGAAAAAGAAGAAGGAAGAGAAAGGCAAAAAAGGAGACCAAUCUCGCCUUCAGAAGACAAGAAUGAAGUCCAGUAUGAGCGAGAGUGGUGUUUCUCUCAGCGGCAAGGAGGGAAGAAAGUCAGGCGAGGAUGGCGAGCCGUAUAACGCACUGCUGGACGACGUGGCUGCGCAAGAUGGCAAGCAGUGGUGCAUGGGCAACCUGACGCUGGUAUCUCUAGACCUCACCGAGAAUGCUGCGAUGACGAUGGAAGCCGUCGACCGAUUCUUUGCCGUUCUCCAAUACCAGAAGGUAGCGUGUCAGGAGCGUACCGCACCACGACAGGGCCUCAUGAACCUGCAGUGCUGGCCCAAGUACAUCUGUCCAAAUUUGAGCAGUGACGAGGCUGAUGAGGAACAUGAGUAUCGCAUGCCACCCACGGAUUUUGAAGUUGCAAGGCUGAAGAUGUAGCAGAUGCUCAUUGACAUCAACCCUAUCGAACGUAAGAAGCGUUUGAAGGAAGAGAGAGAGAGGGAAGCAGCCAGUGCUCUGAGUGCUGAUUCCACCACCGCAACGUAGAGAAAAACACCAGAUUCGCAAACGUAUAGGAAAAAGACAGGUCAAUUUUGCCGCUCUCUUAGGCUCAGGCUGUUUGUUUUAGACCACCCUGUUGCCUGAGAAUGGGAAAGCAACAUGAAACCCAGACUUGCAAGCAAGAUUUUUCUUUCUGACUCUACUUCUGCUCCAAUUUCUCUCUCUCUCUCUCUCUUCUCUCUCUCUCUCUCUCUCUCUCUCUCUCUCUCUCUCUCUCUCUCUCUCUCUCUCUCCCUCUCUCUCUCUCUCCAUGUUGUAAACCUGGUGAUGUAUAGUGGCACGACAGGAAAUCUGGUGCACGAA